Trametes versicolor FP-101664 SS1 is the source of this 687-nucleotide messenger RNA. RefSeq lists its product as uncharacterized. The annotation marks the transcript as partial. The transcript has a single exon. The record is from RefSeq and is a predicted model, not a curated record. Lineage: Eukaryota; Fungi; Basidiomycota; Agaricomycetes; Polyporales; Polyporaceae.
CUGCGCCAGUCGUCGCUCCGGGGCAUUCUCAUCCCGGGCGAUGUUGACAGACUAGUCGCGAACCUUUUUGCGGAUGACACGACGGUCUUCUUAGGCGAAGGGGACGACUACGCUGCGGCCAUCGAGCCGACUCUAAAGUGGUGCCGUGGGUCGCGGGCCCGGUUUAACCUGGAAAAAACGGAAGUCAUCCCGAUUGGAACCAAAGAGUACCGCGCGCAGGUUCUUGUGACGCGGAAACUGUACCCGGAUGCUAGCCCGAUCCCGGGCAGUGUUCACAUUGCGCGGGACGGUGAGGCCGUGCGGUCGUUGGGCGCAUGGAUUGGCAAUGAAGUGGACAGCGCGGUGCCGUGGACGCCGCUCAUAAAUACGAUGAGGAGGAAUCUAGAACAUUGGGAGAAGGGCAAGCCUACCUUGCACGGCCGGAAGAUGGCGGUGGACCUCGAAAUUGGCGGGCGUACUCAGUUCCUGGCGAAGGCGCAGGGCAUGCCCCAAGCGGUCGAGGACAAGCUAACCCGGAUGAUAGCAGAUUUCAUGUGGGCGGGCGAUAAGCAUCCGAGGGUUGAUCGCGCGACGUUGUAUGCCCCGGUUGAGGAGGGUGGCCUAGGUGUCCUCUGCAUAGCAGCUAGAAAUGAGGCAAUCGAUCUGAUCCGUCUCCAGGAUUACCUCAAUCUCUCUCCUACGAGGCCA